AUGGAGCAACUGAGGCCUCCCAGACAGAUGAACUUUGAAGCAAGUGACCUUUCCUUAGAGUGGAAACAGUGGAAAGAUGAGUUUGUGCUCUACAUGGAUUUGAGCAUGGAUGGUAAAGAGGACAAGGUGAAGCUCAAGAUGUUGAAGUACCUUGUUGGUCCACAGGGAAGGGAGCUCUACGAGACGAUAAAACCUGAAGGGACAAGAUUACCGAAUGGAACCGUGCAAGACGUCACUAUGGCCCAGGCUCUGGAUGCUUUUGAGAAGCAUUGUCAACCAGUAAGGAAUGAGACCGUGGACAGGUAUCGGUUCUUUACUCGAAGUCAAGGUAGUGGAGAAUCAUUUGAUUCGUUCUUAACUGAACUCAAACUGUUGGCGGCUCACUGUAACUUCGGAGAUUUAAAGGAGUCUCUGAUUCGUGAUCGGAUCGUAUGCGGGAUCAAAGAUGGCAUGCUCAGGGAGAGACUUUUACGAGAAUCUUCACUUGAUUUGGACAAGUGUGUCAAAGCUUGUCAAGCAUCUGUGCUCUCUAAGGCCAGAUUAGAUGUUCUUGUCGGUGAGCAGCAACAAUUGGUUCAUGCAGUGAGCAAUAAAGAAAAACCCAAGAACUUGCAGGCAGUGCAGUGUAAAUUCUGUGGACGUUGUCAUGAAAGGAAAAAAGAGAAAUGUCCAGCCUUCGGGAAAGAAUGCUUUGCAUGCAAUGGAAAAAAUCAUUUCUCUAGUGUGUGCAGGAGCAAAGCCAAGAAAGAUGGUAAGGAUCAGAAGAGAGAUCCAAAGAAACCAAAGAAAAGACCAGUCCAUGUAGUGGAAGCAGGCAGUUCAGAUGAAGAAUUCCAGGAAGUUCAGACAGUGGAACUGGAAGGAGAGCAUGCUGUGUACGGGAUAGACGGGGGAAAGUUCAAAAAGAAAAUUUUUGUGCUGAUGACACUAAGUGGGAAAGAUGUGAAGUUCCAGGUAGACUGCGGAGCAACAUGUAAUGUGAUCCCUAAGGCGCUGGCAAAAGAAGUCAUCAAGAGCAAGGACCUUGUACUUACUGUCUUUAAUCAGACAACUGAAGUUCCUCUUGGCAAGACCAAAGUGAAAAUGAUGAAUCCCAAGAAUGGAAGGAAAUACAAAGUGGACUGCAUCGUUGUAGACAGAGAGUGCAUGCCAAUACUUGGGAGCAGUGCAGCCCAGCAGAUGGGAUUGAUCAAGGUCUGUGAGGAAAACAUAAUGUUGCUGAAGGCUGACACAGAUUGUGAGAGUACUCUAAGCAAGCAGACCCUGAUGACUGAAUAUGCUGAUGUGUUUGAAGGGACAGGAAAACUUGAGGGAGAGUAUCAUAUGAGUGUGGACGAAGACGUUACACCGGUGAUCCACCCACCAAGACGAGUACCAGUGGCUUUGCAGACCAAACUAAAGGAAGAAUUAGACAGGCUUGAAGAAGGCAAUAUAAUUGCAAGGAUAGAGACGCACACCCCUUGGGUCUCAAGCCUUGUCUGUGUGGAGAAGCCUAAUGGGAAGCUGAGAGUAUGCUUAGACCCAAGAGAUCUGAAUAAGGGAUUGAAACGAAGCCACUAUCCCAUGACAACAAUAGAAGACAUCCUAUCAGACUUGACUAAUGCGAAGGUGUUUAGCACCUUUGAUGCGAAGAACGGAUUCUGGCAUGUCCAAUUAGACGAGUCCAGCUCGGAGCUGACAACAUUCAACACUCCCUAUGGCCGGUAUCGUUGGAAGCGUAUGCCUUUUGGUCUGUCCACCGCUCCUGAAGAGUUCCAAAGACGCCUGAACUUGGUGCUGGAAGGUCUUGAAGGUGUCAGAUGUGUGGCGGAUGACAUACUGGUGUUCGGUAAAGGGGAGUCAGAAGAGGAAGCAAUAAGAGACCAUGACAAGAAGGUUAGAGCCUUGAUGAACAGAUGUCGGGAAAGAAAUGUAAAGCUUAACAUAGAGAAAGCUAAGCUUAAAGUGAAGGAAGUAUCAUACAUAGGACACACAAUCUCUGCUGAAGGACUGAAACCGGAUCCUAAGAAGGUGGAAGCAGUCUUGAAGAUGCCUAACCCUACGGACGUAGCGGGAGUCCAAAGAUUUAUUGGAUUUGUGAACUACCUGAGCAAGUUUCUGCCUGGACUUAGCGACCUUUGUGAGCCACUUCGCAAGCUGACGCAGAAGGACGUAACUUGGUGGUGGGCAGAGGUGCAUGACAGGGCAGUGACAGAAAUAAAGAAGCUGGUGACUGCAGAGCCAGUACUCCAGUAUUAUGACCCAUCCAAGGAAUUGACGCUGCAAGCUGAUGCUUCAGACACUGGAUUAGGUGCAGCAUUGAUGCAAGAAGGACGUCCAGUGGCGUUUGCCAGUAGAGCCCUAACUGAUACAGAGACAAGGUAUGCACAAAUUGAAAAAGAACUAUUAGCAGUAGUCUUUGGUUUGCAAAGAUUUCAUGUGUAUACCUAUGGAAGACCAGUAAGUGUGCAAUCAGACCACAAACCACUUGAGAUCAUCACUACAAAACCACUCCAUCUAGCACCAAAGAGAUUGCAGAGGAUGUUAGUGAGAAUGCACACUUAUGAUGUGGUAAUCAGAUACAAGCCAGGAAAAGAGAUGUACUUGGCAGAUACCCUAAGCAGAGCCUAUCUUCAGAGUGGCAAGACUGAUGAAAUGAGGGAGCUAGAGACUGUCAACUUAGCAAUGCACAUCCCAGUUUCACAGCCUUUGCUUACUGAGAUCAGAGAAGCAACUAAGAGGGAUGAGACUAUGCAGAGACUACAAGAGAUUAUCAAGCAAGGUUGGCCCAAUGACAAGAAGGAUGUGGAGCCAGACUUAGUCUCAUAUUUCCAUGUUAGAGACGAGCUGAGUACAGAGAAUGACCUCAUAUUCAGAGGAGAGAGAUUGGUCAUUCCAAAAGCCAUGAGACGAGAGAUGACGUUACAGAUUCAUGAUUCCCACAUUGGUGUAAAUGGAUGCCUGAGAAGAGCAAGGGAAUGCAUGUAUUGGCCAGGCAUGAGUAGCCAAUUGAAAGACUUUGUGCAGAAUUGUGAGACGUGCCAAGAAUAUGGUAAAGAACAACCCAAGGAAACACUAAAACCCCAUGAUGUGCCAGAGAGACCCUGGGCAAAGGUUGGUGCAGACCUAUUUCAGCUGGAUGGACGCCACUACUUAAUUACUGUGGAUUACUUCUCAGGCUAUUGGGAAGUCGACUAUCUGGAGAAGACACUGGCCACCAAUGUUAUUAGUAAACUCAAGGGCCAGUUUGCACGAUUCGGGAUUCCGGAUCAACUUGUCACAGACAAUGGACCACAGUUUACUGCAGACGAGUUCAAGAGGUUUGCAAGGAAGUGGCAGUUUGAACAUACAACAUCGUCUCCCCAUUACCCUCAAAGCAAUGGGAAGGCGGAAAGCAGUGUGAAAGUUGCAAAAUCUCUGCUGAAGAAGGCUAAGACAGCAGGAAGUGAUCCAUACCUCAGCCUUCUGGCAUUUCGUAACACACCAACACCUGGUAUGGGAAGCAGUCCGAUACAGAGAAUAAUGAACAGGAGAACUAGGACUGUGCUACCAACUACCAAGAGGCUGCUCAAACCUGAGAUACAAAAGAAGGUUGGAGAGGAGAUGAGAGCAGCCAAGGAGAGGCAAGCAUGCUACUACAACCGAGGAGCCAGAGAUCUGACACCCCUGAAAAUAGGUGACCAUGUUCGUCUGAAAUCAGCAGGGGGUCCAAAGAAGUCCUGGAUGAGAGCAGUAGUGGUAAGCUUUGCUGCAGAACCUAGAUCCUACAAUGUCCUUACCCAAGAUGGCGUUACUUAUCGACGAAAUCGACGCCAUCUCAGAAAAGUUAGCAAAACAACUGAUAAUGCUAACAAUGAACUAGACGACCUGGUGAUUUCUCAACCCGAGCGAGAGAUUCAGCCUGUGGCCCCCCCACAGGACCCUAACGAACAUCAGGCCCAGACGACUAGAUCAGGAAGGCGUAUUCAACGACCUCGUUAUCUGGAUGAUUAUGUGACCAGAUAG
Lytechinus pictus (painted urchin) is the source of this 3984-nucleotide messenger RNA. RefSeq lists its product as uncharacterized. The record is from RefSeq and is a predicted model, not a curated record. The coding region runs from base 1 to 3984 and encodes 1327 amino acids. Gene Ontology annotation, biological process: DNA integration. Lineage: Eukaryota; Metazoa; Echinodermata; Echinoidea; Temnopleuroida; Toxopneustidae. The transcript has a single exon. Gene Ontology annotation, molecular function: nucleic acid binding.